CCGGAUAGGUUCAGAGUUCAGCGGUGCGGCGGCGGGAAGUGACCUUUCACCGCUCCAACACAACAUGUCAGCCGGACCGGGACGGUAAACACUGCACUGUAGGGAGAAGUGCUCUAAAAGUCCAUUUUAACCGAAAUCUUGUACCGUCUGUAGUGAUUCGUGUGCCAAGAUGUUUCCCGUUCGUGUCGUACUUACAACAGUCUCCUUCCGAGGUCAAAGAAAACUCCUGCAGACUUCAAGACACUUCAGCAAGUCUUGCCUCUUGAAGACAUCCCAGGUUUGGCGGUCCAAUGCUUAUCUGGGGCAACUGGCAUCGGUCAAAAGGUGUUUGCAGAGGUGUCACCUUUCAGCACGAGGUUUGUCAGGUGCGGCUGCAGACCGCAUCGUCCACAGCAGCUACCCUGACGUACACAUCCCCGACAAACAGCACCUAACGGAAUUUGUGCUCAAAGACUUCGAUCAGUAUGGGGACAACGUUGCUAUGGUCGACGGCCCCACUGGGCGAUCCUACACCUUCUCUGAACUCAAGGACCUCAUCCGGCGUCUCAGUAGCGCCCUCACACGGCUGGGCUUCAAACAGCAGGAUGUGCUUGCUUUGUACUCCCCCAACCUACCCGAGUAUGCCAUUGUCCUGUUCGCUGUUACUGCACUCGGAGGGAUUGUAACCACUGUGAAUCCUCUGUAUACCGUAGGUGAACUGACCAACCAAGUGACACACUCCGGGGCCCAGUACAUCGUUACCAUUGCUGACUUUGCAGAAAACGCCAGAAAAGCAAAGUCCAACUGUCCUAAUGUCAAGGACAUCUAUAUAAUUGGGGGUACAGCCGAGGGCUGUAAGCCUCUCUCUGACCUGCUGGCUGACGAUGGGUCAGCGAUGCCGUCUGACGUGAAGAUUGACCCUCAUGAGGACAUCGCGAUGCUGCCCUACUCCAGCGGCACCACCGGACUGCCAAAGGGCGUCAUGCUCACACACUACAGCAUCAUCGCCAACCUCUGCCAGAAUCUGGUAAAGGGAGUCAUGCUGCUGGACCGAGAGGAGGAAUGUCUGAUCGGACAGCUGCCAUUUUUCCACAUCUACGGGCUGGUGGUCAUUCUGUUCAACUGUCUCAUGCAGGGGGUCAGGUUGGUCACUGUACCGCGCUUCGAGCCAGAGUCCUUCCUGGCAUGUGUCCAAAACUACAAGGUGACCAGGAUCCUGACUGUUCCCCCCGUGGCUGUGUUCCUGGCUAAACACCCCAUAGUGGACAACUACGACCUCUCGCUGAUCAAGGAGGUGUUCUGUGGUGCCGCUCCCAUGGGAACAGAGAUCACCAUGGCACUGAUGGACAGACUCAAGAUACCCAAUCACAGGCAAGGUUAUGGCCUAACAGAGACAAGCCCCAUUGUCACCAUUGGAAGAGAAGGAGUCUUUGUCCCUGGGUCUUUUGGAGUCCUCGUUCCCAACACAAAGGCCAAGGUGAUUGACACCGAGACAGGAGAAGCGGUGGGACCUGGAGAGGAUGGAGAACUGUGUGUGCUGGGUCCACAGGUCAUGAAGGGUUACUACAACAAUCCUGAGGCUACAGCCAACACCAUAGACCCAGACGGGUGGCUACGUACAGGCGACAUUGUUCGCUACGAUGAAGACGGGAACUUCUACGCCGUGGACAGGGUGAAGGAACUCAUCAAGUACAAGGGUUUCCAGGUGGCGCCGGCUGAGCUGGAAGCCGUGCUGCUGGGCCACCCUGGUGUCCAGGAUGCAGCCGUCAUCGGGUUACCAGACGACGUGGCAGGGGAACUUCCAAAAGCCUUCAUCGUGAAAAAGUCUGACGCUGUCACAGAAAAAGACAUAACAGACUUUGUCGCAGAGAGAGUCGCCCCUUACAAGAAGCUGCGGGGUGGAGUGGUGUUCAUCGGGGAGAUUCCAAAGACACCAAGUGGUAAGAUCCUACGCAGGAUGCUGAAGGACGUCAAGGAGUAGAAGAGAAUUGUCUGCACUCAUAAUGCAUUAUGGCUUAGUAUGCCUUAUACAAGAGAAAUGCCAUGCAGGCCCCAUGGAAGUCAUAACAUCUAUUCUUUCUUCAUGAGGAAAAUCUGCAUGUCCCACACAUGCACACAUGAUUGUAUGGUGCUUUAUGAUGACUUUGCCUCUAAUGUUACACAUCAUAUAAUUGCAGGUAACCAUUUCCAAUUAGUAUGAAGUACAUUAAAACAGGUGCUGCGCCUUGCAGAGCAGAGCCCUGAAUGAUACUAGUUCCACACUUUAAAUUCGAAAAGUUAAUUGCUUCACUAUUAUACUAAGUUAUACUGUCCGAUAUUGACAGUAUAACUUGCUACUGGAUGUAAAGUUUUACCUCGUUUAAAAAAGACUGAUCCCCUUUGAAUGAGGAGAUAUGUAUAAACUAUGUCAUAGUUUAUGUAGUGUAGGGAAUGUUGGGCUUGCCACAGACUCCAAGUAUCUGGCUACUGGUGCCUUUACAAAUCUCAGGUUUUCAUUGUGUGUUAUUGUAGUAUUUUGGAUGUACCCAAACCCAUUUACAUGUACACAUAUUCUAUACUUGAACCUAUAUUUGUCUCAAGUAUCAUGUAGAUAACUGACAAUCAUGCCUUUGAGCAGCAAGAGCUCUGAUUUGCCAAUGAUUUACAUCAUGUGA
Molecule: messenger RNA, 2633 nt
Organism: Branchiostoma belcheri (Belcher's lancelet)
Lineage: Eukaryota; Metazoa; Chordata; Leptocardii; Amphioxiformes; Branchiostomatidae
Product: probable 4-coumarate--CoA ligase 3
Exons: 12
Coding region: 170-1960 (596 amino acids)
Molecular function (GO): CoA-ligase activity
Source: RefSeq, a predicted model, not a curated record